AAUCUAUUUGAGCGGGUUUACUGAACUCAGCGUUACAUAACUGCUUGCUACGUUUGUACUUAAUCGGUUUUAGGAUUCUCUGUUUGGAUCGGUAACUUGCCAGUAUUUUUGUGGUUUACUGACCGAACUAUUUACCUUUUUCUGCAAGUUAUUUUAUAAUAUUGUUUAGUGAUUCGUAAAUUCCUUACUGCAGGCAAAUGUUCAAAUACUAUAUUAUUAAAAUAUUCCGACAAUUAAAUUUCAAAAUUGCUUGCCGAUAUGACUACUUUGUAUACUUUCGCCGUCAAAUACUAGUAUAAUAGACAAACUGUCGGGUUUGGAAGAAAUUCUAGCUUAUAUAAUACUAUUCUUGUCUGGCACCUAUCUCCUGAUUUUGUUUGUCAACAGAUUAUGAUUAAUUUCUAAAUAAUGGGAGAAUUCGAAACAAAUGUAUCUAAUCCGGAUAAAUUUGAAACCCUUUCUUUAAAUGAUCCGUCUGAUUCAAAUGAAAUCCGUGAGACCUCUGUUCGCGUAAAAGAAGGAUUUUGCGACGAUCAAGGAGAUUUAGGUCAAAAAGAGAUUGAAAUUAAAUCGGCUCUAGUGCAGCAAACUAAAGAUCUAUAUGAACAGUAUGCUCGGGAACAGUUUCCUAAAGAUUUAGAGAAACAAAAGGCAUUGAUAACUGAAAUGCAGGACCAAUAUUUUGAACACUACCUCUCCGAAGUGUAUAGGUUUCAAAUUGUUCAUCAGCGGCAGCAACUUGAGCAAUUACGAGCGGUAAAAUCGUCUGUGAAAGAUCCUCACGAUGGGAAUGCUGAAUCUGAUAAAGAUUUUCCAGAGCCAUUGCCUCUCAUCCCUGCGACUGUUUGGACUCGUAAAAAUAUUGCAGAAUUCAAACGAGAAAUUCUCGAUGUACAGAAGGAAUGUUGUAUAAAGAUAAGCUCUUUAGCAACCGCAACAGUACGUGUUCCAACUCAUCCAAAUGGGAGAGCAAUAUGUUGGGAAUUUGCUACAGAUAAUUAUGAUUUGGGUUUCGGAUUGUAUUUUGAAUGGGAUUUGGAACCACCUGAAAAUAUUUCUGUUAAUAUUUCGGAGUCAAGUGAUGAAGAAGGUGGUGAAGAUGAGGAUGAAGAAGGACUUAAUAGUGGAAAUUCUGUGGAGCAAACGUCGCCUAAAAACGAAAAUAAAGAAUCUCAUGAUUUGGAAUUAGGCAAAAAGUCAUUACAACAGCGUUUACCUACUGAUGAACUUAUACCAAUCUAUAGAAGGGAUUGUCAUACAGAAGUUUAUUGUGGUACCCAUCAGUAUCCAGGUGUUGGUGUGUAUGUGUUCAAAUUCGACAAUUCAUUUUCUCUGUGGCGUUCUAAGUGGCUGUAUUACCGUAUCUUCUAUACUCAUUGAGUAACUUCAAUCAACCACCGUUCGAAGCAUAUUGAAAUUCUGUUGUUCACAUUCCCUACGUCACUUCCAACUCAAAUUUUUCUGUGAAUCAAUUUGGGUUGUCUUCCCAUUGUUUUAUUUUGCAAAUUGCUUCUGAUCUAAUAUAUAUAUAUAUAUAUAUAUGGCAUUUAUCGCAUUUCAUAAUCAUGCAUUAAAAUUCUGCAUAAUUGAUUACCGGCUACCUAAAGUAUCCUUCAUAUUUUGGCUUUUUCUGUUUUACAACAUAUAAGUAUUUUAUGUUGGGAUGAAUUAAAUUGCUUUUUUUUUGAACAUUCAUUUCACUUAUGGUAUUUUCUAAUAAUGAAUUUUUUCUGGUCAAUACUUCAUGAAAAGUAAAUGUCUGUAUUUGAAAUAUUUUGGUGAGUCCAUGUUUGACAGAGUGAUAUGCAACUGUACGCAAAGAGUUUGUUGUAAUCUUAAAAAAUCGCUAUAUUAUUAUUAUUAUUAUCACUUUCACCUUAUAAUUUAGCAUUAAAAAAUUGGACAAAGUAACUUAUAUCAAAUUAACCGGCACCAGAAUUUAUGUUGAUUAUUGCAUUAAUGUUUUAUGACCUCGGUGAAAUUCGACUCGCAAAUUAACGUUUUCUUAUGGGGAAAUCAUAUUAGUGAUAAACGAUCAGAUUAAAAGUUCAAUUUGCGACCACAUAAUUUAUGUUCUAACGGGUAGUCAUAUAAUUACAAAACAAAAGCAAUGGACUUAAGCAUAUAUGUUUAAUUAGUCAUUUUUCUACUGGUACGAUUAAUGCAUCUAACAAAGAAAUAGACACCCAUCCAUAUUUCAUUGGGGUCACUGAUUAUGUGUGGGAAUUGUUGGUUUCAAUUAUUUUGUGCCGUGUAAAUGUAUAUUCUUAUAUUAUACUCAACAAUUUACCCACUAUAUUGUUUAUAUUUGUCACUAAUCUACAUUGAAAAGUGAUUAGCCUCCUUAUAGUGACAUAAAUGGAUUCUUAGUAGUAUUUACAGUCGUUGGUUAUUAUAUAGAUGUCAGAAAAUUGGCUGUGAAAAUAAAGGAGAACAGUUCUACACAAAGCUAUUAGUAGGGAAACAAACAAAGUGGAUUAGUAUUAUGUAGUUCAAAUUUAGGAUAUUAUUUUAGCGAAAGUUAGUGUUCUUAAAGGUCAAAUUGGAAAUAGUGGGGAAGUAAACUGGUAGUUCAUUUGACUUACCUAUUUCG
Molecule: messenger RNA, 2593 nt
Organism: Schistosoma rodhaini
Lineage: Eukaryota; Metazoa; Platyhelminthes; Trematoda; Strigeidida; Schistosomatidae
Source: the annotation of a GenBank genome assembly